Symbiodinium sp. CCMP2456 is the source of this 429-nucleotide messenger RNA. Lineage: Eukaryota; Dinophyceae; Suessiales; Symbiodiniaceae. The record is from the annotation of a GenBank genome assembly.
AUGGCUGGCAUAAGCGUCGAUUCGGCGGACGGAAUGUUCUUUGAUAUCAUGGCAAGCUUCGUUGCUGUGCUGCUGAUGGUUUACGUGGUUGUCUUCGUCCUACUGAUGCGGAGAAUCGUGUCACUGUGGAUGGAGAAAGACCCCGACAGACCUUGUGCUUUUGUGCUGGAGGACUACGUUGAGGACGUUUCCUCCGAGCAAGCUAUCUGCAGCAUCUGCUUGUGCAGCGACCGUGGCUCAAGCAGGACGAAGUUGCCUUGCGGGCACGUUUUCCACAAGGAAUGCUUAACACAGUGGUGGUGCAGGUGCAAGUCCGGAAACGCUCACUUGUCCUGCCCCUUAUGCAGGCGAACCUACGGCGUAGAGGUCCUCAGCCCUUUGGACGAGACCUCGCGCGGAAUCUGUGUGGAAAGGCAUGCCGCACCUUGA